This is a messenger RNA of Thyridium curvatum, 1032 nucleotides long. RefSeq lists its product as uncharacterized. Lineage: Eukaryota; Fungi; Ascomycota; Sordariomycetes; Thyridiales; Thyridiaceae. The transcript is spliced from 7 exons. Bases 1 to 1032 code for a protein of 343 amino acids. Gene Ontology annotation, molecular function: zinc ion binding; oxidoreductase activity. The record is from RefSeq and is a predicted model, not a curated record.
AUGUCCCUGCCUAAAACGUACAAGCAGGCGGUCUUCAAGGCAGCCGGACAACCACUCACGAUUGAGGAUGCCCCGCUGGAGCUCCCCAAGAAAGGAGAGAUUCUUGUCAAGGUCGAAGCCUGCGGCGUGUGCUAUUCUGAUAUGUUCGCCCAGAACAAUGUGAUGGGGGGUGGUUUCCCACUUGUCCCUGGUCAUGAGAUAGUUGGCCGCAUUGCAGCAGUGGGCGAAGGUGUGACCGGAUGGAAAGUCGGUGACCGAGUCGGAGCCGGCUGGCAUGGUGGACACGAUGGUAAGAUGCCCCCUGAUCUUAUUCUGACUGGUUAUCACCAGAUGUGUGACAAUGCGGUAAUCAACGGAGAAACCAAGGCCGGUGGCUAUGCCGAAUACUGUAUCCUCCGUGCUGAAGCCACAGCUCGUGUCCCAGAGGACGUUGAUGCAGCCGCAUACGCUCCAGUUCUGUGUGCUGGUCUGUCCGUCUUCAAUUCUCUGCGGCACAUGAACCUCAGUCCGGGUGAUACUGUCGCCGUACAGGGCCUUGGAGGCCUCGGCCACUUGGCCAUUCAGUAUGCCAACCAUUUUGGCUGCCGUGUCAUUGCCUUAUCUCGUGGCGGAUCAGACAAGGAGAAUUUUGCUCGUCAGCUCGGCGCCCACGAGUUUGUUGACACAUCCAAGGUAACGGAUGUGGGUGAGGCAGUGGCUAAGCUUGGUCGAGCCAAACUGAUUGUGACCACGAGCCCUCAAGGCGAUGCUAUGCCCCGGUUGCUAAAGGGACUUGGCGUCCUCGGCAAGCUGCUUAUUCUCUCGGUGCCUGGGGAUGUUCCAUUCAACACAGGGAUCAUGCUCAAGUACGGUCUGUCUGUGCAAGUAUGGCCCUGCGGGCAUGCAACUGACGCUGAAGAUACCAUCAACUUCACCAAACUUCACAACAUUCAGUGCAUGGUGGAGAAAUUUCCACUUGAACAAGCCAAUGACGCUUUCAACGCCAUGUUGAAUGGGACUGUCCGUUUCCGAGCUGUGAUUACCAUGAACUAA